Messenger RNA from Cyclocybe aegerita, 591 nucleotides. Lineage: Eukaryota; Fungi; Basidiomycota; Agaricomycetes; Agaricales; Hemipholiotaceae. The record is from the annotation of a GenBank genome assembly.
AUGGUAGCCCCCAUCGACGGACUCGCAGACGCCCCAGGUACUGGCUUCGAGCCAGGAAAGAAGAACACCGCCUUGCAGAUGCACGUCGCCUUCUUCGACACCGACAACGAUGGGAUCAUCUGGCCGACGGAUACAUACGCGGGGAUGAGAGAUAUCAAGUUUGGCGUCGUACUGGCCUUCCUGUCUGCUAUGAUCAUUCAUAGCGGCUUUUCUUACAUGUCCUGGGGAACGUACCUCCCUGACCCGUUAUUUCGUCUCAGAAUAAACCGUAUGCAUCGAGCCAUCCACGGCUCAGACUCACGCUCGUACACCACCACCGGCGAGUUCGACGACAACCGCUUCAACCUCAUCUUCGACAUGUACUCUUCCGCCCCGCAUACCCACCUUACGUUCUCGGAAGGGUGGCGUAUGUACCGUGGAAAUAUGAAUGCCUCCGACGCUUUUGGGUGGUUCGCCUCUGCGUUCGAAUGGCUCGCGACGUAUAUCAUGCUCUGGCCUACUGACCCGAAGGGAAUGGCCAAGGAGGACGUGAAAGCGGUAUUUAAUGGCUCCAUCUUUUACCGUAUUUCGGGGAGGAAGCCCAAGCUCUAG